AGUAGACAUAACAACAUCAAGAUAGAAUUAAUAAUCGUUGACUGAGAAUUAUUUUUGGAUAAUUAUGGCUGAUAAAGAGAACCCGAAAGCAGGAUCGCCCUCGCCCUCAGAGAGUAACAGUCAAAGUCCCAGACGUCCAACACAGAAACAAGAUAGUGCACCAGAGCGUCGAGACGAUUCCUCUGAUGGUCGAGCUGAGCAGAAUGAGUUCUUUAGGAAGGAGUUAACAAGGAUCGAGGAAGGGUUAAAGAAAGAAGUUUCCAAAAUACAGAAGCCACUCCAAAAGAAACACACGCCUUUUAUUUUUAACGAUUUGAAGCCUUAUUAUGAUACAAGCUCACAAAGAUACCUUAUUGAAACACCAGAAGAACUGCAGCACUGUUAUUCCAGCAGAACCACAGCAAUAGGUUUGAUUGAUCCCUGGAAAAAUCUCGAGAUGGACAAAUCUGUUCUUCCAGUUUUAGAGCCUAAAGCAGUCAACCGCGGAGAGACGCAAAAGAAAAAAGAAAAGAAAAUUGAUGAACGAGCAAAGAAAACUAAACACGAAGGCAGCACAAGACUUCCAAAAUAUCCUGUAGUUACUUUAGAAACGUCUGAUUUAGCCACCAAGAAACUGUAUUAUAGCGAUGUCCCCAUGUUAAGGGAAGAAUUGAAGCAGAAAUAUAGCGCAAACGCUACCAAAAAGAUCGAAGAAGACUACGAGAAGACGAAGCAAGACUUUUAUCGCAUGGAUUUAGACAAGCUGAACGAAGUACAUCCCGUUAACAGGGAACAUAUGAGAAGCACCUAUUUUGCCUACCUCCAAAACACCCCCGGCUCCAAGAAAGCCAUAAAUGAGUGUGUGAAAAGUAUAGAUAAAACCGAGAAGGCACAAUAGGGUUAUUCUGAUUAUUUUGAAUUUUUAAAAAGGUUAUGCUUUUAUGUUGAUUAAUUGAACGCUCGUUUACAAAAUAACAAAAUGAAAAUUUAAGGUGAAUGAUUCAUUCAGUAAAAAUGAAAAUCUUUUUCUAUGUUAUAUAUAUAUGAAUAUAUCCCUCUAUAUUUGAAUGUUAUUAUUUAAGUCAGCAUGCCUGUGAUAUAUUUUGUUGAUAUUGUAUUCAAUAUUUGGAGGGUCCACGUAGCCUGUAUAUUUAUCUCUAAUAGGCAUCGAGGACUGAAUCAUCAAUGUGUAAAUUCCAAAAAUCAAAAUGGCGUAUCGAAAGCAAGUUCGGCCAUGUUGCCAUCAAAUCUGUCCACGAUUUUCAAAAUCAAAAUGGCUUUUUGGACACCAUAUUGUAUUUGUAACAGAAAAAGAAAUUCGACGAUGUUGCCUUCAACUCGCCCCUUAUACUCAGUAUUCGAGACUCCGUCCACGAUUGUUGAAUGUCAAAAUGUGCCUAAUAUAAAAUUGUUCCUAUAUUUUGUAUACUUUGUCAACUACCAUUGGUUAUCAAUUUCAAAAUGGCCGCGGUUUGGUCGCCAUUUUAAAUAUAUUUAUCUACCAUAUUGUUUCUGAUCUACAUGUUAUGACAGGGUCUUUAUCAUAAACAGAGAAAAUCUUACUUAUUACAUCAAGAUAUUAUGGUAGAUCUUAAAUUUUACUGGUAUUUAAAUGCCUAUGAUUUUCUAUUGUCUAUAUAAUGUAACGUUAUUGUAAAAUUGCCAGAGUUACUUCCCUUAUAAAAUGAGUUUUAAAAAA
Messenger RNA from Lottia gigantea (owl limpet), 1678 nucleotides. RefSeq lists its product as hypothetical. The transcript is spliced from 7 exons. The record is from RefSeq and is a predicted model, not a curated record. Lineage: Eukaryota; Metazoa; Mollusca; Gastropoda; Lottiidae. Bases 65 to 877 code for a protein of 270 amino acids.